AUUUGUGCACAAUUUUGUCUUUGCCUGUCAGUUCAAUUAAAUUUGAUUUAAUCAUAUUCAUUCAGUUGCUUUCAGUUUAUUUAAUUCCUUCAUAAAACUCCAUAGGCUCUGUUCUGACUGCCUGCAGGAGAACCUUUAGAAACUCCAGGCAGGGAAACUACAGCUCUGGAUAAUUGGGUGGUGGUGGAUGAGGAGCAAUAAUCACCAACUAUUGCUGGUAACAACCCAUUAUCCUUUGGGCAAAACAAAAGGCCCUAUGAUGCCACAGGCAUCAUAGCUGCCAGGAGAACAUGUUUCUAUUACCAAACUCCACAAUGUAAUUUAUGUGAUGACACAUCCGAUCACACCAUUUAGGACAGUAUAAAACACUAGUAAGAGCCCACAAUGACACCAGAGGAGCUAUUGAACUUUCUGGAGGACUUGGUAGAGGAAGAAUUCCUUAAAUUCAAGUGGCUCCUUCAACAGACUAGUCAUCUUUUGGGUUUCCCAGCCAUAAAAAAGAGCCAUCUUCAGACAGCAAAUAGGCAGGACACCGUGGACCUGAUGGUCCAGACCUAUAGUCUCUCUGGAGCUGUAAAGGUAACCAAGAACAUUUUAGAGAAGAUCAACAGGAAUGACUUGCUGCAAAUGUUGUGUUCCAGCAGCUUGAGAACAGAAGUGGAUGUGAGUGAUGUUGGGAGAAUUUCAGAGGACACAGGCCAUUUAACAUCUCCUAUUCAGACUCCUCUUCCUCAAAUUCAAAAGGAAGUUCGUGGAAUAACUGAGGAAAUGGUUCCAGUUCCUGAGCCGCAUCCCAUCACAUUUUAUCGACAGAUGCUUCAGUCAAACUUCCAGGACAAGUUCAUGUGCGCACAGGAGGGUUGGGCUGAAGAUAAACAACGCCUGGUGGAUAUCUAUACAGAGGUCUACAUCACUGCUGGAUGUGAUGUACACAUCAACACACAACAUGAGGUCAGGCAGAUUGAGAACCCAUUAAAGCCAGCAGAAGAAAUACGAGUGAAACCCAGAGACAUGUUUAAUCAUCCUUCAGGAGAGUACCAGCCCAUAAAAACCAUACUGACCAACGGAAUAGCAGGAAUUGGGAAAACCUUCCUUGUGCAGAAGUUUGUUUUGGACUGGGCUGAACAAAGAUCCAAUGAAAACAUAGAUCUUAUUUUCCCCUUCACCUUCCGUCAGCUAAAUCCACUAAGAGCAGAAAAAUUCAGUUUAGCGCAGCUCAUCCAUGAAUGUAUCCCAGAAACUGUUGAUAUCAAAAAGGAGGCUCUAAAUUACAUCUUUAAAACGCUGCAGUCUUCUGGAAACAGCAACUAUGACAAAAGUAGAUUUAAGCUUCUGUUUGUGUUUGAUGGACUGGAUGAGAGCCGACUUCAUUUGGAUCUUCACAUGAACGACAGUAGAUCCACUGAUGUAAAAAAGAAAGCCACACCAGAUGUUCUGUUGAGGAAACUCAUCAAUGGGAAACUUCUUCGCUCUGCUCGAAUCUGGAUAACUUCGAGACCAGCAGCAGCCAGUCAGAUUCCCAGGCAGUUUGUUAGCAGCGUGAAUGAGGUCAGAGGGUUCACUGACCUUCAAAAAGAGACGUACUUUAGGAAACGGUUCAGAGAUGAAAGGCGGGCGAACAAGAUCAUUUCCCACAUCAAGGGAUCACAAAGUCUCCACAUCAUGUGCCACAUUCCAGUCUUCUGCUGGAUCACAGCUACCGUUCUGGAGGAUAUGAUAAAAACCAGAGGCACUGGAGAUCUCCCCAAGAGCCUGACUGAGAUGUAUACAGAGUUCCUGGUGUUUCAGAUGGAUCACUCUAAAGAGAAAUAUGGCUCUGAGAUGUCUAUUCAGUCCAUCAAAUCCUUAGCAAAGCUUGCUUAUCAUCAGCUGGAGAAGGGCAACCUGAUCUUCUACGAGAAGGAUCUCAUUGAGACCAGUGUUGAUUUGAAAGAAGCCUCAGUGAUCUCAGGAUUAUUCACAGAGAUCUUCAAAGAAGUACGUGGCAGGAAAGAUAAAGAAAAGAUGUUUAGCUUUGUCCAUCUGAGCGUUCAGGAGUUUCUGGCUGCUGUUUAUGUAAGAAUGUCUCUUAGCAACAGCUACAAACAUUUAUUUUUACCCCAGAGGUCCAAAAAAAUGCAUUCUGUCCCGAAAACAAGAGCUUCCAAAACCAACCAAGUUUAUAUCGACAAAGCCUUGCAGUCUCCAAACGGACACUUGGAUUUGUUCCUUCGCUUCUUUCUGGGUCUUUCGUUGCGGACAAAUCAAGAUAAACUUAAGGAACUGAUGGUAAAACCCUGGAGCAGCUCAGAAACCAGCCAUGAAACAGUCCAGUACAUCAAGAAAAAGAUUGGUGAAAAUCUUUCUCUAGAGAAAAGUCUCAAUCUGUUCCACUGUCUGAAUGAACUGAAUGAUCAUUCUCUUGUAAAUGACAUUCAACAGUACCUGAGUUCAGGAAGUCUCUCCACUGAUAAACUAUCUGCUGUCCAGUGGUCAGCUCUGACUUUCAUACUGCUAUCAUCAAAAGAACAUCUGGAAGUCUUUGACUUAAAAAAGUACUCCGCUUCAGAGGAGGCUCUUAUUAGACUUCUGACAGUGGUCAAAGCCUCAAAUAGAGCUCUGCUCAAUGAUUGCAACCUGUCAGAGAGAAGUUGUGAAGCUCUGUCCUCAGUUCUCAGCUUGCAGAAAUCAGGCUUGAGAGAACUGGACCUGAGCAACAACGACCUGCAAGAUUCAGGAGUUAAACUCCUGUCUGCUGGACUAGAGAGUUCACACUGCAGACUGGAAAUCCUCCGACUUUCAGGCUGUAUGAUAACGGAUGUAGGCUGUUCUUCUCUGGCCUCUGCUUUGUCCUCCAACCCAAACCAUGUAAGAGAGCUGGAGCUGAACUACAAUCACCCAGGAGAGGAAGGAAUCAAACUGCUGGUAGCUGGACUGAAUAACCCAUCCUGGAGACUGGAUACCCUUAGCAUGGAACAUGGAGGAGAGGAACGGAUGAAGCCUGGACUGUUGAAGUAUCUCUGUAAACUCACUCUGGACUUGAACACCAUAAACAGAAGAAUGAACCCAGUCGAGCCGAGGAGGGUGUAUGGGUUAAGAGAAAAGCAGCCAUUCCCGGAUCAUCCAGAGCGGUUUGAAUGCUGCCAGGUUCUGUGUGAAAAGCCUCUGGCUGGACGUUGCUACUGGGAGGUUACCUGGAGGGGAGGAGUGUAUGUGGCUGUGAGCUACAGAGGGAUCAAAAGAAAAGGAAUCAAUGCUGAUUCUUGGUUUGGCUGGAAUAAUCAAUCCUGGAGUAUUUUUAGCACUAACGACAGAGAUUAUGUUUUCUGGCAUGACAGAAAAAAAAAGGUUGUCCGGACUUCUUCCUUCUGUGUGUCCUGCAAAAUAGGAGUCUAUGUGGACUGUGCUGCUGGGACUCUCUCCUUCUACUGUGUCUCUGGUGACACAAUGGUCCACCUCCACACCUUCAACACCACCUUCACUGAACCGCUUUAUGCCGGCUUUGGUCUCUGGAGUGCAGGUUCCUCUUUUCUUAUCAAAUGUUUGUAGGGAGGAUCUCAAUUAGAGUUAAACACAGGAAGCAGCUAUCAGAUAAUUCUGAAAGAUCCCCCCGAGUUGUUGGAACAGGAAAGUCUCGGGACAUUUGAAGAUGCAAAAUUCA
Molecule: messenger RNA, 3640 nt
Organism: Cyprinodon tularosa
Lineage: Eukaryota; Metazoa; Chordata; Actinopteri; Cyprinodontiformes; Cyprinodontidae
Product: NACHT, LRR and PYD domains-containing protein 3-like
Exons: 8
Coding region: 385-3528 (1047 amino acids)
Molecular function (GO): protein binding
Source: RefSeq, a predicted model, not a curated record